Gongylonema pulchrum is the source of this 264-nucleotide messenger RNA. NCBI's taxonomy places the organism in Eukaryota, Metazoa, Nematoda, Chromadorea, Rhabditida, Gongylonematidae. The record is from the annotation of a GenBank genome assembly.
AUGGAUAUGUCGUGUGAGGAAGGAAAAUUCGACGCUAAACAGCGUACGAAAGGCUCGAAUUUAGAUGAGCGCGUUAAUAAAAUUUGGGAGCUGCUCGGGAUCGAGGAAUUGCAAAUCCAGGUUCUACAGAAACAGCGCUUAUGGAAUAUAUUGCGCCUGUUCUCCGGUACUUUUGCUUUAAAUGAUAGCGAGAUGAGCAGGGCCGAGGGCGUGAUUUGCGACAUAGACGUAAGGGGAUGCCAGGCCAAUACGACAAAAUCCUAG